Messenger RNA from Centrocercus urophasianus (Greater sage-grouse), 2475 nucleotides. It is a transcript of the gene FANCC, whose product is annotated as FA complementation group C. Gene Ontology annotation, biological process: nucleotide-excision repair; interstrand cross-link repair; cellular response to oxidative stress. The record is from RefSeq and is a predicted model, not a curated record. Gene Ontology annotation, cellular component: Fanconi anaemia nuclear complex. Lineage: Eukaryota; Metazoa; Chordata; Aves; Galliformes; Phasianidae. Bases 74 to 1753 code for a protein of 559 amino acids. The transcript has 15 exons.
AGCCGGCUGCGCGGCGGCGGAACGCGCGAAAAUUCCAAACCGGGGGCGCGAGCGGGACGGCGGGCAUCGUGAAAUGGCCCAGGACACUACAGUGCCUAAAUUGAAUUUCAAAUUUUGGUUGGAUAAAGCUAUUGAGUGGGGUCAGGCCAACACUUUGGAAUCCCAGAAAGAUGUCUGUCUUCAUUUGCCCCAGUUGCAGGAGUUUCUGCUUCAGACUUAUGAAACUCUCAAACAAAUGAAUUCAAUUGUAGCAAUUCAGCAGUUCCCUUUAAUUGGCCAGUUACUAGGAAGGCUUUGUUGGAAUCCUUUUGUUAUAGGAUAUGGUGAAAGCCAGAAGACUCUGAUGUGGUGCUUAUGUUGUCUGUACAGCAGUGAACCACAGAGCCCUGUAGAAUUGAAGGCCAACAGCUGGAUACGAAACUUACUGUGCCAUCUCCUUUCUUCUUCUAAAUGGGAAAAAAACGAGGCUGAAACCAGUACGUUCAUAUCAGCUCUUGGCUACACAUCAGCAGAUUAUUAUUGUCACUUGGUUGAAAAUAUCGUCUCUUCAUUAGUAACGGAACUCAGAGGAAGUCAAUUUAGUGAACUUAACAUUCAGGGGAGAAUUUCAGUCAGUUGUGUGAAUGCUGUGUCCCUUUUCUGUCUCCCACUUAUUACUUUGCCUGAUUUAACUCCAUUGCUGGAAACUCUUCUUGUUUACCAUGGGGGAGCAUCGAAAGAAAUUCUCAGCUCAGAGUUCUUGGAGGCUGUGAAUGAUGCCUUUUUAAAGAAGAAGAUCUCCCUUUCCGAAUCAGCUAUCUUCAGCCUCUGGCAUCGUCACUUACCAAGCCUUGAAAAUGCUACAUUAAGUCUUUUUGACCAGCUGAUAUCCCUUCAGAUAAAUUCUUUGGAAAAAGUGGCUUGUGUCAUAAAAGAUUCACGUCUGACACAAGCUGCAAGCCACCCUGCCAUUUUUAGAAUUGUUAACGAAAUCUUCAAGAAUGUGCUGUUGGAAACUGAUGGAGCUCCUGAAGUUAUGACCAUAAUACAAGUAUUUAUACAGCUCUUCAUUCAGGUUCAGCAGAAUGAAAACAAGCAGCAUAAAUUUCCUCUGAAGGCCUACUUCCCUCACCAUCACCAGCCUCUUGUAAUAGCUUUACUAAGACGCCCUUUUGAAUUGCCAUCUACACACUGGCUGCAGCAUUUGAAACAUAUUUCAGAUAUGCUCAAGUCUAUAGUAGAAGAUACAAACAUUAGCUCUUUUGCUGACCUUUAUGAAAUCUGGUUUUUGGUUGCUUGUUUUGGAGAAUGGCUGGAUAUUGCAGCAGAACAAUUAAUGAAAGCAGCUGUAGCCCCAGAUGCUUUGCUGUGGCUGUUGUCUUUCUACUACUGUCCUGAGAAUGAAGACCAACAAAGGACUCAAACAAUGGUAGAAUCUCGAGCAGUCUACAGUCAUCUAAUGAUGUUCUACAACCGUACUGUCCUUUCAUUUGGAGAGCUGCAGGCUUCUGUGAACAGUAUAGCAGAUACAGAACAGUAUCAUACCCAGUGUCUAAUAACACAUCUUCUCACCAACUUUUUACUCUUUUCUUCUGGAGGACACAUGAUUGCACAGGAAUUUAUUUCCCAUAUUACUGAGACAACUGACAUGAGCAAGGAAGUUAGUAGCCUUCUUAUCCGUACUGCAUACAGAAUUAAACCUAAUGGAGGAGAAAACCAAAGGACCGUGAAGCUGUUGAAUGAACUUCUUCAGAAACUAGCAUUGGAAGUUUAGGUUUUCAGUGUUGUUUCUGUCCAGUCAAUAAGUUAGAUCUUUAUGUGUCUGCCUUUCAUGAAAGUCCUGCUCUGCAGGUUAGCAAGGGUAGAUAAAAAAUCUCGUUCCUGAGGAUAUCCCGUAACCUUUUCUUCCCCUGCACUGUUUAGAAAUGUAAACCGUGAGGACAAAAAGAAUUAAAGAUGGUUGAAAACUUUGUUCUGAGCUCCUUCUUUUACAAAAAACCUAUGUCGUUUAAAUCAGUUUACUCAUGUUCUUGUUUAUCUGGCUGCCGAUUAGUUUUUUUCCCAAAUUACUCAUGGCUUUAUGAGCAAUUUUAUCCAAUUGUUUGGUUGGUAAGUUGUUUCUAAAAUGUAUUGUUCUAUAAUUCUGCUUUUGUGUGGCUAAUGAUGAUCUCAAGCGAGAGUUAAUGAUUCAUGAUGAGUGCACUCCAUGUUCUCAGGAAAUCAACAGUGUUUCCUGAACUUGUUAAUUCUUUUUGAAAACAUUUCCAAAACAAAGCUCCUUUCAUGUUUGUUAUAUGAUUAUUUAACACUGCUGCAGUUUUCACAGGACAAUGUUCUCUGCAAUGUACAAUGCCAAUAGCUGGUCUCCAUCAGCAACUGCAGCAAAGAAGUUUCUGUCAGCCUAUUUUUCACAAAGCAAUCUUUUUUUUCAUGCAGACAAAAUAGGGCAAGUUAUAGUUAUCAGGAAACUCCUAUUUGAGGCCUAAAUUUCCUAAA